AUGCAUCACGACAACGGUGCACCCGUUCGCGUCAACACUCCCGAGGAACCGACCUCUGGUAUUCACCAGGCUGCCCAGGCUACUGGCGCUCACGACUGUGCCAACAUGAACGGUUCUCAGAACCACACAGUUGUUGAUGCCAACAUGAACGCUAUUCUUCACCAGUUCGGCGGCCUUGGCAUUAAUGGCCUUCCCCCUAUCCCGGGAAUGAUCCCUAUGGCGACCCCUGAUGGGCGCAUUGUGCAUGUUGCUGCUAACUAUCCGACUCAUACUGUCUCGGCUCCCGGAGUCCAGGCAUCUGGCAUUCCUACCUUUGGUUAUCCAUCCACUCAACCUGAGGCUUAUCCGGGCCCUUAUGGCGGUCCUUACUAUGCUCAUGGAGGUUUUCAGCACCACCCUAUGCUUGCCCUUUCGCCUUACACUCCGGCGCGCACCAGCAGCGCACGAGAACACACUGACACCAGCUCUCGAGAUGUUCCAGGUCUGGACAUUCGCCGUUCAUCUUAUUCGACUAAUGAGUCUACCCCGGCUACGCCUUUCCUUGGAAGCAUGACGUCUCGAGACCAGGGUGCUCGUGUGACCGUGUUCGACCGAUCUACCUAUACAACUCCCUCGCCCCAUCAGAUCGUGGCUGCUGAAGCUCCUCAGGAGCCAAAGUCCCCUCUACUCGACCGCAGCCCCAAGAUUCCGUUCGCUGUUCCGGCUGUCUUUACCCCUCCUGAGAACAUGAAGACGCUUGAACAGAGCCUUGUUAACCCUAUUCCGGGCAACAGAAACGUGUACAUCCGCGGCCUUCAUCCCACUACGGACGAUGCUCUUCUGCUGAAGUAUGCAGAGCGCUUUGGUCCUGUGGAGACCUCCAAAGCCAUCAUCGAUUCGAACACUGGUGCUUGCAAGGGAUUUGGUUUUGCCAAGUUUGUCGAAGUUCGUCAUUCCGAGAAUUGCAUCCGCGGAUUCUAUCGUCGAGGUUACGAAGUCGGCUUUGCAAGGGAGUCGUUCAACUCGCGACUACGAGCUGAGGGUGAUGAGAGCUCAACCAACCUUUAUCUUUCUAACCUUCCAAAGAACUACACUGAGACUGAAAUCAAUCUCAUUUUUGAAGGUUACACCAUCUUGUCCAGCAAGGUCCUUCGAGACAGUUUGGGCAACAGCCGUGGUGUUGGAUUUGCACGCUUCGAGUCACGCGAUAUCUGCGACGAGAUCAUCAACGAGUUCACUGGUAAACUCAUUAGUCGUGAACGUCUUCCACUGCAGAUCCGCUAUGCGGAUACACCCGCCCAGAAGGAGCUCAAGCGGGUGACUGCUAAGCGCCGCCAGUACCGCACCAACGAAUACAACGUCAGUGCCUAUGGUACGACCCUUGUGGGCAUGAGCCCUGCUCGCGUUCUCUAUCGAAACGGUCCUUAUGUUUCUGAUGGUGCUCCCCAGGACGGUUCGGGUGGUUUUGGACCUGGACCCGGUGAUGGUGUCGAGAUCCGUGUCGAAUCCCCAUUAGUCGCGCAUGGCAGCAGCCAAUCGUCUCCAGUAAAACAGGAGAAGGAAUAAUAAGUUGCGUGAUAGUAUCCGGUGUUGUUAUUGUUGUUACCGCCUAUUCGGUCUUGUUUUUCAUGGUUUCCGGCAUCACGGCAGAUAUUUUGCUGCCAUAAUGUUGUUACUGGCAUGCGCAAUCUGUUCAUCAGCCCUAAUAUGGUUUUCUGUUGAGUUUUUUUUCCAGCUUCUUGUUGCACAGCUCGAGUUUCUUUACUGAGUUUUAGGGACGAGACGAUACGUUAUGACUCAUCGCGAUGAUAAUUGGAGGAUGAUACGUGGAAAGGUGUGGGCGUGGGUGUUUGAACCUUUUUAUUUUAUGAUAAGUCUUCUAAUGUUGUCCUUACUCUCUUUAUUCAAUGAUGGCAGAAGUUUUUUUUUGGGGGGGUUGCAGAACAUUAGUGCAGCAUUAAUACAAAUUUUGCGC
Daldinia loculata is the source of this 1954-nucleotide messenger RNA. RefSeq lists its product as uncharacterized. Gene Ontology annotation, molecular function: mRNA 3'-UTR binding; poly(U) RNA binding; poly(A) binding. Gene Ontology annotation, cellular component: ribonucleoprotein complex; nucleus; cytosol. Lineage: Eukaryota; Fungi; Ascomycota; Sordariomycetes; Xylariales; Hypoxylaceae. Bases 1 to 1545 code for a protein of 514 amino acids. The transcript is spliced from 7 exons. The record is from RefSeq and is a predicted model, not a curated record.